Molecule: messenger RNA, 3365 nt
Organism: Trachymyrmex cornetzi
Lineage: Eukaryota; Metazoa; Arthropoda; Insecta; Hymenoptera; Formicidae
Product: extracellular serine/threonine protein CG31145
Exons: 7
Coding region: 72-1406 (444 amino acids)
Biological process (GO): protein phosphorylation
Cellular component (GO): Golgi apparatus
Molecular function (GO): protein serine/threonine kinase activity
Source: RefSeq, a predicted model, not a curated record
UUGAGCGAAAGUUAUUGAAGAGGGAGAAGAUACAUAGAACGAUCAGCAAGAAGCCCAAUAAAAAUACUAAAAUGAGACUAAAUGUUAGACUUAUCCGUAUUCGUGACAAGUUGGUUCUAUGUUUGAGCGCGCUCGCUAUCGUGUUCACGUUAUUGUUAGUGAUGGAUUUACAGAUGGACUUGGGCUACAGUGGCCAUCAUUUGAAUCCCAGCCAUGCUCGAGUCCGAAUCGGUGAUUCGCCGGAGACUGAUACCGUUUACAACAAUUUCCGUCGGAAAUUUCUUCAACGAGGUAACGGCAGUCGUGAGCAGGCUAAUAACGACGUAACACCCAUCAUUGAAAAAUCAAAGAAAAGCGGGGUAAUGUCAUUGUCAUCAAUAAAAAAGCACGAUGAUUUCUCGGAUUUGAUGGACUUGGUAGUGAACGGAUAUGCAGUAAACGUUGAUGAAGGAGUGGCAAUAAUUAGCAGAGAGAACAGGGAAUAUAAUCCGACGAUCGGAGAAUUGAGAAAGAUGACAUUGAAAAAGAAUAGCACAACUUUGGAAAAAUUCCAUUUUCAAAUUUCGAGGUUGCAGUUAUACUCCGAAGAUUCAAAGUAUGUGGACCAAUUACUUCAUGAGAUGGCGACCAAACCGAUUUUUCAUGUUGUUCAAAAAGACGGUGGUACACAAUUAAAACUAGUUAUUGAUUACGGCGACAACAUACAGGCAUUGUUUAAACCGAUGCGGUUCCCGCGAGAACAACAGACAUUGCCAAAUCAUUUCUACUUCACAGACUUCGAGAGGCAUACCGCUGAAAUCGCAUCUUUUCAUCUGGACAGGCUUUUAGGAUUUCGCAGGGCGAUGCCGGUAAAUGGUCGAACUCUUAAUGUUACAACGGAAAUUUACCAGAUUGCCGACAGUGAACUGCUUAAAACGUUCUUCGUGAGUCCGGCCGGCAACCUGUGCUUCCACGGCAAAUGUAGUUAUUAUUGCGAUACAGCACAUGCUGUUUGCGGCAAUCCCGAUACUUUGGAGGGUAGCUUCGCCGCCUUUUUACCAGAUAAAACUUUUGCGGCCAGAAAGGCUUGGCGGCAUCCUUGGCGUAGAAGUUAUCAUAAACGGAAGAAGGCCCAAUGGGAACAUGAUUCCGAUUACUGCACUCUGGUAAAAGAAAUUCCACCGUAUAAUGAAGGUCGACGAUUGCUUGAUCUUAUGGACAUGGCAGUCUUCGAUUUUUUAACAGGCAACAUGGAUCGCCAUCAUUAUGAGACAUUUAGAAUUUUUGGAAACGAUAGUUUUACAUUACAUCUGGACCAUGGAAGAGGUUUUGGAAAACCUUUCCAUGAUGAAAUGUCUAUUUUAGCACCUCUUUUACAAUGCUGUGUCAUCAGACAAAUUACUUUAAGUACUUUACUCCGGAGCUAAGAGGCAGCACUUGAACUGGUGUACAUGAUACGACUAUAGAAAUGACGACCAGCAAAUCAAAGAAAUCGACACAUGGCUAAGCGAAAAGAGGACAGUAAGGAGGAAAAUCGAAUGGAGACAGGCAAUAAAUUAAAAAAUUUGACAGCGACAUAGGAGAAAGCGAAGCGAAAUUUAGGUGAACGGUGGCGAGGAAAAGCUAAGGAAUCUUAGUAACGGUGGCGGGAGUAUCCGAAGAAUGCAGUUCGGAGUUAAGGAGCAAAAGAUUGGGGAAAUAAGGAGGAAUGUUAGUAGGAAGAAUAUGAAAACAAGACAACACAGGUGGAGAAUGAAUCGUUAACGAACAUCUAACCAACCAGAACUAUUGAAAGAAGAGGAUAGGUAGUCGUAUUUCCGGGCAUUGUAUGAGAAACGUAGGCAAGAGUUUUGGAUGCGUUGAAUACAGGUUAACAAUUUUUGAAUUAGUGAAGGAAUGUAAACCACGUCAGCGUAAUCAUACAAAGACACCAUAAGAAAUUGAGAGACUAGGAGCUUUUGAAAAAAAUUUAGGAUAUGAGGAAAGGAAUAUAGUAGGCGAAGACGCGAAAGAAAGCGACUUGGCAUUUACAGAGACGUAUGUACAGAAAGGAGAAAUCCAGGAAAAGUCAAAAUGGACUCCAAGAAUUUUAAUGGGGGCUGAACGAGAAAUUGUGAUCGAGUUCAGAGAGAUAUCAAAUGAAGAAGGAUGAUAUAACGAGGGAACAAAACUAGCAAUUAAGAGGCUAGAUUUGGAUGGAUUUAAAUGAAAAGAGUUAGCAGAGGCCCAUUCAGCGACAUAUUUUAUAUCGUGAUUAAAAGUAUCCGCAGCCGUUUAAAAGUCGAAUGGAUCGAAGGAAGAAAGAAAAACAUCAGCAGCGUAAAACAGAAGUUUAAAACAGAGGUAAUAGAAAUAGAGAGUAGAUCGACAAUGAAGAAUUGUGAAUAAUAGGAGAACAAAGAUCGAAGCCUGAGGGACUCUAGAAGGCGGGAUAAUGAGAAAGAAGGCUUCGGGGUAUACAGCAAAAUUCUUUGAGAACGCUUUACAAGGAAGGAACGAAGGAAGGAGAUAGCGGAGGGCGAGAAGCCAUAGUGGUAGAAUUUGAAUAAUAGAAACUCAUGGUUAAAGGUGUUGAACGCUUUAGAAAAAUCUGAAGCAACUACGAAAGUUAGAAGACCAGAGUCGGACCCACGGAGUACAGAGUUAGAUAUGUGCAGCAGCUCGGUGGUUGUACUGUACAUAUACCGGCAGCCGGAUUGGCAAUUCGAUAUACAAUUUGUAGAGUUAAAAAAUAAGUUCAGCUGCAUGUAACAUAUCCGCUCCAGGAGUUUCGAGAGGAAGGGAGUGAGUGAUAUGGGUCGAAAGGAAGAAGGAGAGGAGGGAUUACGAGUCUUAGGGAUAAGGAGGACUACAGCUUUCAACAUGUAGAGAACGUAUUGAAAACUAGAGCGUAAUUGAGUAUAUGAAGAAAUGAAUCGAUUGUGGGAGAUAGAGAAAAAGCAUGCGUCCAAAGAGAUCUUGCAGACCCGCGGAGGUGAGGUUGAUGUGCUUAAAGAUAUCAAAGAGUUCGGAAGCAGUAAUAGGAACAAAUGAAAAUAUAUCGGAAUUUUUUUUAGAGGUAAUAAAUAAAUAGAGUGAUGUUGGAAGGAAGAGAGGAUGAGAGAGUCAAUGAAAUGAUUAUUAAUUAGGAAGAAUCAAGGAGAUGAGAAGGGAUAAUAUUGGAGGAAGAGGACCUGACGCCAAGAAGAAAAAGGUUAUGCCAAAAUUGCCGCGGAAUUCCAGAGGAGAGGGAUGAUGUCAAGAAUGAUCUCUUUUCGCGACAAAUAGCGGAAGCGGUGCAAUUUCGAAGCUCGCGAUAACAUUGCCAAUCAGCCUCGAGUCGGAUCCGCCUGAUGGGAUGAUCCCGAUUGACCACGUCUCGAUUGGACACCACCAAUCACAGCGAC